AAUGCCGCUUAUUAUUAUUUUGUGUUCAUCGCGCGGUUGUUUAACUUAAAUAUAGUGGCGUCCCCGCGUCCCUCCACCUCAAUAUCCUCAGACCAUGAGCCCGGUGUUGGUUGUGCUUGCAAUGUGCGCACUGGCAAGAGCUGAUCGCUACGCGGACUACGCAGGAGCGAGCAUGCCUCAUUAUAGCAUGGAGGAAGGAAGCCGAGAUGCCGCACCGCAAUCGGAAGAUUACCCUGAGCGGUCACCCGAUGUGGACGCACCGAUCGCUUUCGAUUAUAAGUACGAAGAGGAGUUACGAGAUAAUGAAAACAACUUGCCAAUGAAGUUUGACGAGGAAAACUGGCACACUCCAGGCAAAGGCUUAAAGGAGCCGCUAAAUCUCCCUGAUGAUGAUGAACUGCAAAAGCAUGGAGAGGAAUCAGUCCCGAAAGUCAAAGCAAGUGAUAAAAAUGGUAGACACCGACCACGUAUGAGAAAUAAAGGAGUUGAUAGAGGAGAAGAAAACUAUAGACGAAAGGCAGCUUCUGAAGUUCGAAGUCAAAGAAUCGACAAGGACAUUGUAAAUAAUAGAAAUGAUUAUUAUUAUACAAAUAAGGGUCGUACGCGUGAAGAUAAUAGAAUAGAAUCCGAUGAUGUUAAUUUUAGAGGGACAAAAGAGAAAGUGAUUAGAAGAAAACCACGAGAUAGAAGGAUAAAUCAUAGGAGGUUAGACGUUGAUGCUGAAGAUGUUGACGAAGAUUCGAAAUCCUUGGAAAGUGAUGGAGCGAAACCCUUAAAAAGAGAUGAUGAAGCUGAGUAUGUUCAGAAUCGCAGGGAAAAUUCUCAGCUCAAGGUCGAGAGACACCCCCGCCCCGUUCCUAAAAAAACCAGAAUGCGAAAUAAGAACUACCCAGUUUACGAUGAUGACUAUGAUGAUAUGAAAAGAAUCCAUGCUAUGAAAAGUAAAAUUCCUGAUCUACUACGCAAGACACAAGCAAGCACUACGGAGGUGCGAAGCGGCAGCCCCGUGCAAGAAUUUCCGUACCGUCGCGCCAAUCUGCCACAAACUACUACAGGAGCUUCUACUGAGACCUCCUCAACUACAGCACGGCUGGGAGUCGGAUCUAAGCUGACUAGCGUGAACGACGGAGCCUCUCAAAGUGUACCAAAUUCGACAGACUUAUCGUUAGCAGAAAAGUCACGGUUGUCAAUCCUGAAAAAGGCUCAGAGGAAAGACGAUAUUAAGAACGUGGCAUUGACCUCUAAGCCACCGGUACUGAUGCAGGUGACGAGACGUAUGAACACCUUGGCGAUGGUGGAACCGGCUCAAAAAUACGUGAUCUUAAGUGCGCGGGAAGUGUUCGACGAGUCGCCUGACAGAAUUGGCAAAGCCAAGAAACUUAUGCGUAAGAAGUUAAUGGCUGGUGCCCAAAGCUUGCAAGAUCUAACCGAUCAUUGGGAUGAGAUGGUCUGUGACUAUAUAGACGUUUCUUUACUAGAUUGCUCACGCUCAGCGUGUCCUACUUUAGGCGUACUGUUUUUAAGUCUGUUGACUCUAAAGUGGACAUAUUACACAUAUAAAGCAACCAGCCCGGCCGCGAGCGUCGCCCAGCGAGAGCUGAAAGCUUUACUUGGCCACCGGCAAAGACAAGAAGCUCCAAGAUCAACGCAACCUACCCCGAACGAAAACUACCUCCCUUCCACAUUCCCCCCUAACGCGGUUAACCCCGCUGUGGACGAAGAGUGGGUUUUUUUCCUGGGUGCCAAUGGUGCACUAAAAAUAGUGCAAUCUGCAUUAUAUAGGCGUGUUUUCCGAUUAGCAGCAGUGUCGGAACGCCUGGGGAUCACAUGUUUCAGCAGUUCGGCAGUACUGGCGAGCGACACCUGCGGGGCCGAGCGCGCCUCCGCGGCGGCGCGCGAGAUGGCGCCACGGGUCCGGCGCAGUGGCGGCGGAUUGAUUGCGGCGCGGGGGGCGGCGCGCGGGGCGGUGCGGCACACACGCGGCCGGUCGGGAGCUGCGAGCGAACGGUUGCUUCCAUUUAUUUAUUCGCGGCGGCUCGCGCGGGCCGGAGGUCGCUCGAGUGUGUGCGGGGCCGGCGUAUCCUCGUCCGGUCGACCGGUGUCGUUACUACCCCGUCGGUGUUAA
Messenger RNA from Pararge aegeria (speckled wood butterfly), 2125 nucleotides. RefSeq lists its product as uncharacterized. NCBI's taxonomy places the organism in Eukaryota, Metazoa, Arthropoda, Insecta, Lepidoptera, Nymphalidae. The transcript has 5 exons. The record is from RefSeq and is a predicted model, not a curated record. Bases 95 to 2125 code for a protein of 676 amino acids.